CCUGUCAUUUGCUGUCAACAAAUUAGCUCAGUUUAUGCAUCGACCCACAGAGCUGCAUUGGCAGGCAGCAAAACGACUUCUGCGGUACUUGCGCGGUACUCUGUUUCACGGGUUGCUUCUUCGGCCUCAAUCUUCUCUCAACUUGCAUGCUUAUUUAGAUGCGGACUGGGCUGGAGAUCGGGAUACAAUGGUUAGCACCACUGGGUAUAUAGUUUUUCUUGGUCAAAAUCCGAUCUCCUGGCGAGCUGCAAAGCAAAAAGCUGUUGCUCGAAGCUCCACCGAGGCUGAAUAUCGUGCUCUCGCUGCUACAGCCUCUGAAGUUGUCUGGAUUCGCCAUUUGCUUGGUGAACUUGGGAUCUCUUGCUCCCCUUCUUCCGCCAUCUUUUGUGACAACAUUGGCGCCACCUAUCUUAGCUUAAAUCCUGUUAUGCACUCGCGCAUGAAGCAUAUAGCUAUCGACUUGCAUUUUGUUCGGGAUUUAGUUGAUCAACGUGUUCUUCAUGUCUCCCACAUUGCGUCCCAAGAUCAGCUUGCUGAUGGGCUCACAAAGCCCCUCUCUUCCAUCCGGUUUUCUCACUUACGGUCCAAGAUCGGAGUUGCCAAUGGCACCACCGUCUUGCGGGGGCGUAUUAAGGAAAGUAAAUCUCCUCCAUGAAGUCCUGGAUUGUCUCCAUGAAAUCCCAGAUUUAGAAGAUCUCGGAACUGCAAUUGUAAAAGAUUUGGAACUGUUAUUGUAAAUAGUGUUUCCUAGUUUGAUUAGAUUCUGUAGUGUAUAAAUUGUACUGCUCCAUUCAGUAAUAAGACAAUGAGGAAAUC
Rubroshorea leprosula is the source of this 816-nucleotide messenger RNA. The record is from the annotation of a GenBank genome assembly. NCBI's taxonomy places the organism in Eukaryota, Viridiplantae, Streptophyta, Magnoliopsida, Malvales, Dipterocarpaceae.